AAUUCAUGCCCAUUCCUAACUUCACUUCAUAAAUGUUCGAUUUCUUGCAACGACGUCAAUCAAGGCUUGUACUCUGCUUGUUGAAGAUAUAAUUUUUCGGUAAAUAUUUGUUUUAUUCAUUGUAAGCAGUGUGAUUUUGUAAAUUUUCGUAAUUAUUCUUAUCAAAGACAUGGCUCUAAGCGUUGCACUACCCCUGACUGGUUUGGAGACGGAUAAUUUCAAUUCGUUCAGCUCGUUCGACCAUAUCAUUGACAUAGCGGGAUUGUCUCAAUCUAGCCCCAGCCCAUCAAAUUCUAGUGAGUCUAGCGGUAUCGGCUCACUGGGCUCGCUCAAGUCGGAAUCAGUCAACAAUGACUCCAUACCGUCUAGCCCUCAGACAACAGAAAAGAAAAUAUUUGACACGGUUGUACAGCCACAGCCACGUCCAAAAGAAGAAGAUGAGGAAAUCAAAAUCAUGUAUGGGGGACGUGACAUCUUGAAUCUGAUGGCCAAUCUCACUGACCCGCGAUGGAACUACCGCCCCACCGUGCUGCCACCGAACAACCCGGCUUUGUUCUUUGCUAACCGAUCACAAUACCAUCGUCUUGGACCAUAUGCUGCUCGCACACAGUAUGUAAAAGAUACAUGCCCUGAUUGUGGCUUUACAUGGGUGGUCGCCGCCACAGAUUGAGUAGACAAAGAGUCAUCAUAAAUUCUGAACAAACAGAAGUUAGGACAGUACAAUUGGGACACAUCAGGGUGCAUAUCAGCUUUCUAUUAUUAAUAUUAAUUAAUUGUCAUUAUAAUGCUGUCAACUUUAAUGACAUCAUUAUUGAAAAGCUAUGAUUCUAGUUUCACAAUUAUAAUUUAUUAACGACAACCUGUCUAGCAAGUGACAGGGAAUUUUGUGAUCAACUGGUUUUUUUAUUAUUAUUUAAUAUGGAUAAAUUAUUUUUUUUAUUAUUACAAAUUUGAAAAGUUCCUCUGAAACUAAAAUCAGUGGUUUGAUGACAUGUUUCCUAUGUAAUGCGUUGAUGUCUUCCUGCUGUGGCCCAAUUUCACAUAUGACUGUGGAAUAUGUAUUGCCACCGUCUCGCGCAUUCGUAGAGUUACUUUUAAAACGUGACUUAAUACUGUGAUCUUAAUUUAUACAAAUCAAUUUUUUGACAAAUUCUGUGAAUGAAACGCGCGACGAUUCGGCCUUCUUUUAACUUUUAUUUGUGUGAUAAUUAUAGGCUUAAUUAAUGCUACAAACAUGCAUUGCCAUAGGAUUUGCAGAGAUAUUCCAAAUCAGCAUUUUUAUUAGGUACCAUUUCAAAUUAUAAAUUUUUCUGAUCUUCAUAAAUUAUUGCACUGACUUAAAUUUAAUAUAUUAUGCUACACUUAGUUCCUCUUAGAAAUAUUGAAUGAUUUGUUAUCCAAAGAAUCUUAUUUGUAUAAUGAGCAUAUUAUAUUACUAUAAAUUGUUGAACAACACAAUUUGUAAUGAUUAGUAUAAAUUGGUUGACUUGAUUAACCACUGGCAUUAGUGUCCAACUACUCUUAAAGCAAUAUUAAAUUAUGGUCAUUUACUUAUAUUUUUAUGAGUUAUACUUCCCACCAUUACAUGUAAUAAUUAUUAAUAUUUAAAUAUUGUUUUAUUAUUCUUUAAGAGAUUAAUGGUUUUCUUAGAUAUAUUCCACAGUCAUUGAAAAGGAUCGUAAUUGUUUUAACCAAAAGGCUGCUUCGCGGAUGUUAUUUAAAUUUACGAUUUUGACGAGACAGGCACGAAUUUAAAGCCAAGCUGUAGGAUAACUUUAAGAUUAAUUUAUUAUUGGAUUUACCGUCCGAGCAUAACAUAAUAAUAGUGAUGACAAUCUUAGAUACGAUCUUAAAACCCUAUCAAUGUGUGAGAUUGCUUGAACAACUCUUAGUUUAUGAAGAGCCCAUGCUAUACGUAGUCAAAAUGGGUUAUCAGUGCAUAUCAUCACAAAUUAAUGCAGUGAUUGUAAGGUAUUAGUAGUUGUUACAGACCGUUUUAAAAUGUUUCGAGUCAUUGAUCUGCCCAGGCUCUGGGCUCUAGUGAAUUAUCGUAAGUGUCGUUGACAGACUGGCAAUAUCUCUAUCUAUGUGCAUAUAAUAUUUAAUGUAAUAUUUGUGGUCUCUUAAUUUAGUCAACAUAUUUAAUAGUCUCUUAAAUUAAAUGUAAGUAACAUAUAUAAAAUACUAACUAUAGUGGAUAAUAAUUGAUACUGUCGUUUUGUGCAACUUUAGUUUGGCUAUGUUGUAAACGGCUUUAAUUGAUCUGGAGUAUGUAUUUGUACACAAUAAUGUUGAAAUAUUUUCCACAAAGUUAUUUUUGUAAAAAAAUGUUGAUACGAGACAAUACAGUAUGUAGUUUUUCAAAAAUUUUCUUUACAUAUAUUAUGAUGUUCGCUAAAAGGUUUGGAGAAUAUUUUGGGAGGGACCAACAUCCACGCAAAGAUAUGUUAUCAUUUAUUUACUGAUGCAAAAUCAGUAUGAAAAGCAGUUUUUAUCAUACUUGCAUUUUUAUCAAGUGCUUAUCUUUUGAGUCAUUUUGUACACGCUUAAUUCUGUUUUGUCUGUUAUCACAUUCUGGGCUAUGAACACUAUGAUGACUAGAUGAAACAUAUACAAGAUCAAUUUAUUUAUAUUAAUGGUUCAGUGGGUCUUGACUGAACAUAUAGCAUGGAUCUCAGAAUGCAGCUAAUAGUUAAAUAAUCAAUGCCACCAAAGAAGACAUUUCUAUAGCAUGAGUUUUAAAAAGAUAAUCAUUUUAUACACUACAGAAGUGUCUUCGAAUGCCUAAGUGUGCUAUAUCCUCAGUUACACAUACUCACAAAUGGUUGUUAUUGGUUUAAAAUAAAAUGUUGCAUUCAUAUAUUUUUAGUUAAAUGACAAAGCUAUAAUCGAAUGUAGUUAAAAGAAAAGUAUUGGGAGCGAUACGCACAGAAUUAGAUUAGCUUUUGUUGUGAAUGUUUCCAUAAUUUUAGUAUGCGAUUCCCCGUUUGCACUGGUAACCGUCGCAGGGCGGUUCGCCUCGCUCAUUAUGUGGAUGGCUAGUGUCCAAAACUACUUUAAAACCCCAUUCAUUUUAUGUUUUCAAAUAUUUUUUUUUAACUAAGUUACAAACAACAAGUUACAAAAACUGAAAAUCAAUAUUAUCUCACAGAAUUUUUUUUAUAGUUCAUUGUUAAGCUCAUAAAAGUUUGACCACACUAGCCAGCCGCCACGAGAGGCCGAGGUGCGAUGCAAUAACUGCAUUCCACUUUUAUUUUAAGAUAGCAGCAGUGUUAAGGAGUUGUUAAUUUAUUUAAUCCACAUUACCAAAUGUUUUGGUUGUUGUGCUUUUUAUUUAACAAAAAUAUUCUAAAAUAUCAAUUUAGUACCUUCCAUUACUAAGUGUCUUGCAAGUGAUUUUACAAUAUUUAAAUCAUUUCAAUUUUAUGCAUUUUAUUUUGUUUAGUCAAAUCAUUUGUACAUAAAUUGAUAUUAUACAUAAUAUUAUUUAUAUGUUGUAUUUUAUCUAUAGUUCAUUCAUGUUAUAUUAUUUCUCAUUGAACUGUAGUCAAAUGACAGUAUUUUUAUAAUGAAAAUUGUAUAGGGAAAAAGGGUUUUUUGCCAAGGCGCUGCGGCUGCGCACGCGGCCCGCGCCCGGUCUGUAUUAUGUAUAUCUGAUAAGCAUUAUGUAGGUUUAGCGAAAUAGAAUUAACUCGGAGAUAACUCCAAGUACCAAAUCUUAUUGGUUCAAUGUUGUUCUCGUAUUAUGGUGAUAUAGAGCGCCGCGCGGCGUCAAGCUCAAUAUUUUAGUAACCCGUAAGAAAAUUAAUACCUCUUGAGAAGAAUAAUAUAUAUUAUAUAGUAUAUCCAAUCGAUAAUCACAUAUUAUGUAUUUCCCCAUUUAUUUUGAUGUGAUAUCAUAAAUGACUGAUCUGAAUUUAGUUUUUAAGUUGGUUAUUGAUAUGCAGUGCUAUUUCGAGAGUGUAAUUAAGAUUUAAUAUUGAAAGUGCCAAUGCUCGUAAUUUAAUCUUUAUGACGACUGUUCCUUUAUUGUAGCUGUGUGAGGAGCUCGGCUCUGAAUAUGUACAUGUCAACUUCAGUAUAAGCAAUCUUCCUUCUUGUAUCUAACACUAAGUUUCAAUUGUUAAUUUAAAUGGAAUCACGUAACGUGCACAAUCUCAGUAAUGCUUGCAAUAUUAUGUAUUUACAUCCUCACUUAUUAAUUUAAUCCAGCGUAAUGUUAAGAGUACAAUAUGAAAUGAUGUUAUAUCAUUCUAGUAUCAAAAUUAGCCGAAGAUGUUUAAUAUUAUUAUUAGUUAGGUAAAAUUUUAACAUAGCUUCGUAUAAUUGGGAUGUUUUAGUAUUUAGUAGUGUACUGACAUCGUAGUGGCAAGCGAAAUGUCCUAAAUGAAGUGAAUAAGUGUUAGUGGCAAUAAUACUCGAAGUAAGUUCCCUGCCAAUCUACUACAGGGGCGCGGUUGGCGUUCCACCUGCGCAAGCGCCGCGCAUACAACUGACCGGUAGACACUAGAUGUUUAUUUGUUGUAAAUUAUAAUAAUAGCCGUAGGUAUUUUAUCGUACUUAAAUAAUUAUUCUUGCGAUGCCUUAAUUCUGGUUGUCAAUUAGACAUGUCUCUGCCUAGAGUGAUAACAUUGUUUAAUUUAUUUUAGUUUUGCUGUUCCGGCUUCCUCCGUGAACUUCCAGUCCAGGCUGUUCUCUUUAAAAUGAUUUUGAGGUUGAUUUAUUUUUACCUAAGUGUUCUUAUUAAAUGUUACCAAAAUGUUUUUAAUAAAAUAUUUUUAUAUGUA
Amyelois transitella is the source of this 4787-nucleotide messenger RNA. RefSeq lists its product as uncharacterized. Lineage: Eukaryota; Metazoa; Arthropoda; Insecta; Lepidoptera; Pyralidae. The coding region runs from base 170 to 670 and encodes 166 amino acids. The transcript has 3 exons. The record is from RefSeq and is a predicted model, not a curated record.